UCUCUCUCUCUCUUGUAACCCGAAACCCCUUUCACAUUGUUUGUCCUUUCAGCGGGUUCCUGUUGUCUUCCACCUCCAGAAUGGCCCAGAAGGUGGUGUUGAAGAUCCUGACCAUGACGGAUGAAAAGACGAAGCAGAAAGCCAUGGAAGCAGCAGCCGACAUCUAUGGGGUGGAUUCAAUAGCGGCGGACAUGAAGGACCAGAAGCUGACGGUGAUAGGGCAAAUGGACACAGUGGCGGUGGCGAAGAAACUGAAGAAACUCGGGAAAGUGGACAUAAUUUCGGUCGGGCCUGCCAAAGAAGAGAAGAAGGAAGGGAAGAAGGACGACAAGAAAGAUGAAAAGAAAGACGACAAGAAAUCCGACAAGAAAUGAGGGAAUCCUUACUACUUCCAAGCUUCUGCCGACGCUAUAUAUUAAUCUGUUAAAACGCCGGGGAUUGCUCUGAGAAAUUUUCUUUUUCUUUUGCUUAGUUUCGGCCAUGUGGAAAGCAGACGAACAGAGUUUAGCCCGAAGAGGUAGGCUGCGUGAGGACUGAGGAGGGCACAUACACAUGUUAUGGGGGGUUUUUACUUGUAACCGAUGUUCCGGCA
Molecule: messenger RNA, 592 nt
Organism: Rhodamnia argentea
Lineage: Eukaryota; Viridiplantae; Streptophyta; Magnoliopsida; Myrtales; Myrtaceae
Product: heavy metal-associated isoprenylated plant protein 39-like
Exons: 3
Coding region: 81-374 (97 amino acids)
Molecular function (GO): metal ion binding
Source: RefSeq, a predicted model, not a curated record